UCGGACUGACAGCCUGAAGAGUGGCACUGGCCUCUUCGUCCUUUCCCUGUCUAUGGCCGACUUCUUUCGGGGACUCACAGUGAUGACCUACGUGCUGGCGACAUCAAUCAAACACGGUGCAAUCCAGCUAGAUGGCGCUUCCUGCAACUUUGGUGGUUUCACCAACACGCUUUUCCUCAGUGCAAGUCUGCUGACGCUCGCAGCUGUUUCAAUUGAUCGGUACAUAGCUAUUAUCCAGCCUCUCAAAUACCACCAGUUGAUGACAGUAGCACGAGCAACAGGUUUACUUACCGGUGUAUGGGUCAUAGCCUUCCUCAACGCUUUGGGGCCUCUGUUGGGCUGGUCGUCUUACGUAUUCAUCCCGAGUCGUUCGAUUUGUACUUUUUCUUGGCUAGGGAGUCUGUCCUACAGUAUAACCUCGGUGACAGUUUCCUUCGUGGUGCCUUUUCUUAUUCUUACGUUUUGUUAUGUAAACAUCUGCCAUGUUGCUUGGCAACAGCAAAGGAAAAUAGCAGCGAUCAACAACCAGAUGCUCGUUUCCAAGCAGGUCGUGGGUGCAACCUCCGGUGAAAGCACACCUCCUGUCACGCGGCAAGCAAAGUUUGCACACAUUCUCAGCAUCAAAAAGGAGAAGAAAGCAGCUUUGACGCUGUUUCUUGUUUUCGGUAUAUUCAUUGUUUGUAUAACUCCGUCUUACAUUAUAACCAUUUGGGAUGCGUACAAUCCAGCACAGGCACAUGAUGAUGGAAUGGUCUUGGCUUUGGCGCUAUCCGGGUUAAUUUCCUAUGCCAAUUCCGCGGCCAACCCAUUCCUUUAUUGCAUACUAAAUAAGGCUUUCAAACAAACGUUUGUGAAUCUAAUUUGCUGUCGAUAUCAGCGGACUUAUUCUAUGAGUAACCUCAGUCAGGAACAAGCCGAGAGAGCGAUACACAGACAAUUUAAGCUCAGGUUUAAAGAGACUGAUUCCUCCAUGAGUUCUAACAGUCAUGCCAGUGAAGACGCGGCGGAUGGAAGGAGGAGUACCCCACCCUUCAGUACGGACCAAGCUUACACUCGCACCCCGACACGCCCGCCGAGGCCACACAGUGGCUCCAUGAUUGUCACAAAGCAAAGAAGGCCUGGAAUGACUGUCUCCGUGCCUCUGCAGCGGGCUUUACUCAUCAACCGGAUGUUCCUCGCAGAGAAUGUUUUACAGUGAUAUGUAUCAGUGAUGAAUUGGGCACAUGUACUCGAUCC
Messenger RNA from Lineus longissimus, 1236 nucleotides. Its product is annotated as octopamine receptor 1-like. The transcript has 2 exons. Lineage: Eukaryota; Metazoa; Nemertea; Pilidiophora; Heteronemertea; Lineidae. Bases 53 to 1198 code for a protein of 381 amino acids. Gene Ontology annotation, molecular function: G protein-coupled receptor activity. Gene Ontology annotation, biological process: G protein-coupled receptor signaling pathway. The record is from RefSeq and is a predicted model, not a curated record. Gene Ontology annotation, cellular component: membrane.